Molecule: messenger RNA, 705 nt
Organism: Acanthosepion pharaonis
Lineage: Eukaryota; Metazoa; Mollusca; Cephalopoda; Sepiida; Sepiidae
Source: the annotation of a GenBank genome assembly
AUGCCAGCCCGUAACAUCCAUAUCAUUUUCAUACACAAAGGCAGAUCCUCUAAAUCAUUUACUUCCACCGAAAUAAAAUUUUCGUCAGCUAACCUACACGUGUCAACCCACACACACAUUAAUAUACAUACAGUAGCAUUAAAUCUCUUCCUCAAAUUUCUUCUCUGGUUUCUAGCCGCGCAUUUUUAUCUUCGGUUCAUCAUUCUUUCUUUCGUUGACUUUCGUGAUGAAUCUGAAUCUCUCUCUCUCUCUCUCUCUCUCUCUCUCUCUCUCUCUCUCUCUCUCUCUCUCUCUCACACACUUUCUUAUAUAUAUAUAUAUAUAUAUAGAGAGAGAGAGAGAGCUCUCUCCAUUUAUCUAAACUCUAUGUCUCUAUCUACCUCCCUGUCUAUACAAGGUCCUAAUCUGACACGAACUGUAUCUCUUUCUUGUUCCUCAUCCUCACCCCUCUCUCUCUCUCUCUCUCUCAUUCUGUCUGUCUGUCUGUCUGUCUGUCUGUCUGUCUGUCUCUCUCUCUCUCUCUCUCUUUCUUUGACUUGUCUCUCUUUCCUCUCUUUCACUUUUGAAUUUCUCUCUCUUACUUUAGCAUUUUCUCACCUUCUUCCCCCAAUCUAUCUAUCUAUCUAUCUAUCUAUCUCUUUUCAGGGUUCCUUCUCUAUCUCUCCCCAAUUCUUUGUCUUUCAGGUUUCUCUUUCUCUUCCCUGA